AUGGACGAGUAUCCCUAUAAUUUAGGGUCGUUCAAGAGGUCGAUCACCACAUCCAGCCCUGCCGCGCAGACCUGGUUUGAUCGUGGCCUGACAUGGGCAUAUUCCUUCAACCACAAGGAAUCAGCCGCGUGUUUCAAGCAGGCCCUCGUGCAUGACGAGACUUGUAUGAUGGCCUACUGGGGUCUGGCCUAUUCCCUUGGUCCCAACUACAAUCAACCAUGGGAUUUCCUCGGCAAUGAGUUGAAAUCCGUCGUGGAAAACACAUACCGAGCUGCAUGCAGGGCAAAGCAGCUCGCUGCCAAUGCGUCGCCUGUGGAGCAGGCUCUCGCAAAGGCAAUCGCCGCUCGCUAUCAAAGUGACCAACCAGCCAAUAUGGAACAACUAGCUGCUCAGAAUGUCGCAUACGCGGAUGCAAUGCAAGAAGCAUAUGAAAGCUUCCCAGAUGAUUUGGAUGUGGCAACUCUCUAUGCCGAUGCAAUGAUCAGCCUGACACCCUGGAAACUGUGGGACUUGGUCACAGGCAAACCAAAUCCAGGAACACGCACCAUGGAAGCAAAAAGGGUGCUUGAAAAAGCCCUCGAACAGAAAGGUGCCCUAAAACACCCUGGCCUUCUACACAUGUACAUCCACCUCGUGGAAAUGUCACCAUUCCCAGAGCUCGGCCUCCGACCCGCAGACUACCUCCGCGACCUCGUCCCAGACGCCGGGCACAUCCAACACAUGCCCUCCCAUCUAGACGUCCUAGUCGGAGAUUACCGCAGCGCCGUACGAGCCAACCAGCGCGCCGCAAUCUCCGACGAAAAAUGGCUCUCAAUCGAAGGACCCUUUAACUUCUACUCAGUAUACCGUCUACAUACUUACCACUCACUGAUCUAUGCAGCCAUGUUCGCCGGCCAAAAACAGGCCGCCUUUGACGCCGUGGAUCGCAUGGAAGCGACCCUACCGUAUAAACUGCUCUCGGCCAUGUCAGACUACAUUGAGGUUUUCAUGUCUGUGCGCGCCCACGUCAUGAUUCGUUUCGGCAUGUGGGAGGAAAUCAUUGAGAUGCAGAUUCCCACCGACCCUGAAAUAUAUUGCAUGACAAUAGCCAUAACGCACUACGCCAAGGGCGUGGCAUAUGCGGCUACUGGACGGGUUCCAGAGGCAUUACAUCAACGCGAAUUAUACCGGGCAGCAAGGGCGCGGGUCCCGGAUACCCGCUUGGACUGGCCUAACAAGUGCAUUGAGAUUCUUGGGGUGGCGUCGGAAAUGUUGGAUGGCGAGAUUGAAUACCGGCGCGGGGAUUACAAGGAGGCAUUUGAGGCUCUGCGCCGUUCAAUUGAGUUGGAUGAUGGGUUGGGGUACAGUGAGCCUUGGAGCUGGAUGCAGCCGACUCGCCAUGCUUAUGCUGCGCUUUUACUGGAGCAAGGGCAUGUGGAGGAUGCGGCGGCUGUUUACCGGGCGGAUUUGGGUCUUGAUAGUACGCUUAUUCGGGCACGGCGGCAUCCGAACAAUGUAUGGGCUUUGCAGGGCUAUCAUGAAUGCUUGGUGCGUCUUGGGAAGACUGAUGAGGCGAGUGUUAUUCAGCCGCAGUUGGCUAUUGCGGCUGCUGUUGCUGAUGUUCCUGUGACUUCGUCUUGUUUCUGUCGGCUGGAUACCUUUGAAAUGCCUAAUGUUGGGAAUGGAUGCUGUCAAUGA
Molecule: messenger RNA, 1677 nt
Organism: Penicillium antarcticum
Lineage: Eukaryota; Fungi; Ascomycota; Eurotiomycetes; Eurotiales; Aspergillaceae
Product: tetratricopeptide repeat protein
Exons: 1
Coding region: 1-1677 (558 amino acids)
Cellular component (GO): intracellular anatomical structure
Molecular function (GO): protein binding
Source: RefSeq, a predicted model, not a curated record